GGAGCGGUCCGUAUAGGUGCAGCACUGACCACACCUCGGCCACUUCCACUCUGAUCACAGUUCCCCUCGGAUCAGUCCAUUAUACGGGAGAAGGAGGGGGGUCGGCACUGGCGCUCAGCCUAUGUCUGCAGGCUGGGUGAGUGUGAUCUCUCGGACAGAGGAGGAUGGCAGGAAGAGAGCCGCUGCUGGCUACACUGAAAGUGUGCGUCCUUGAACUGCAGGAGGCUGGUUCUGAUCCGAUCACAGAUGAUUCCCCGUGUGUGACUCCGCUGUGUGAUGUCAUUGAGAUGAUCCUGCGUAAAGGAAUAAAGAGUAAGAGUGGGGUCUUGGCGCUAAAGAGAAGAGAUUACUGGCACUGGAUAGAGGAUCUUCCUCAGCAGGAUUCCUGUGGCAGGCUGUCACACCUCUCCGUCAUGAUCCAGCAUACUCUUGUCUGUACGAAGGUUCUAACUGCACAGGGAAGAGGAAGGUAUUUUCUGCGACUGGCUCUCAACAGAAAGUUCAUAGCGGCUGCGGUGCAGCAUUUACAGCACACGCAGAGACUCCUGGAGUGGUAUGACCCGCUCUUCUCUGUGCUUGGAAAUGAGGAACAUUUAGAACCCUUCCUGUCUUUGCUCCUGGUUGUGUCUCAAAGCAAUUUUGCUCUAGAUCUUCAGAAUUCCAGCUUCCUUGAUGAGAGCUGGCUUAUACCGGUGUGUGCCAUUUAUCAGACUGUGCCAUGUCGAGAGCUUGGAAUGGUAUUGAGGUACCUGGAGGGCCGAGUGCUUGUGGUAGAAGUACUUCCAGACAGCCAGGCUGAAGUAGAUGAAGUCGUUCUUGCAGGAGAUGUUAUUGAUGAAAUUAAUGGAGUCUCACUACGUCAUGCAUAUAAUGGACAGGCUGGCACAGUACUAGGUAAAGUGAAGGGGGAGCCUCUAGUAUUCCGGAUAAUCCGAUGGUGCUGGAAAGACGGGGAAGUGUUCCGUCCCCUAAUCCCUUACAUAAGAGGUGUUCAGGAGCGGGUCCCAAACUUUCAACUCCAGCAGAGGCCCAGAAACCAGGAGAGCGACCUCGAUCGUCCCCAGCAGGACGGCAGACUUCUGUAUUUUGUCAAGUAUCUUGGACAUGCUAAUGUUGGAAUGUUUGGGGGCAAAGAGAUCCUGGAUCAAGGAAUAACUAGGGUGCGAAAUCAGAACCCCAUACCAAAGGAUGUUUUAUUGGACAUCAAAGAGACCGAAUUGGCAGUAAAAGACAAGGAGACAUCUGAGGUCAUGUUUCAAUAUCCAUACCCAGAGAUUUCCAGUGUGGGACGCAGAAUGGAUAACCGGAAGGUGUUUGCAUUAUGUGCCGUGGAAAAGGAAGGACCCCCAGAUAUGAACUCCUUUAACUGUUACGUGUUUGAGACACUUAACUACAAAGAGUGUGAAGACGUCAUAAAGCGAAUUGCUGCAGGAUUCAAGCAUACAGAAUGGUUUGUGUGAAUGAAAGAAAUACUACAUCAAGUACUGAAUGAAGACCAAGGAAUGUUAAUGAAGCCAUAACUAGAGAGAUAACCUUUACUUUGUACUACAAUGUAUAUUGUAUAGACUUCUGUAAAUAAAGCUAUUUUUAUAUGAAAUGCAGUGUAAAGUGAAGGAGCACACAACAUGAAUCAUUGUAAAACAAUUUAAUUUAAAAUAGUGACACUACAAUAGAAAAUAGCUUUCUUAAAUGCA
Molecule: messenger RNA, 1694 nt
Organism: Rana temporaria (common frog)
Lineage: Eukaryota; Metazoa; Chordata; Amphibia; Anura; Ranidae
Exons: 16
Coding region: 165-1460 (431 amino acids)
Molecular function (GO): protein binding
Source: RefSeq, a predicted model, not a curated record